Messenger RNA from Paramormyrops kingsleyae, 2558 nucleotides. RefSeq names its product raftlin family member 2 (gene rftn2). NCBI's taxonomy places the organism in Eukaryota, Metazoa, Chordata, Actinopteri, Osteoglossiformes, Mormyridae. The record is from RefSeq and is a predicted model, not a curated record.
UAAAUUGCUCGCCAUCGGCGCCUCGGCGACUAAAUCGUUGCCUUGAUUGGCUUCAUCACCAUCAUUCCCACCCCCUCCAAAGGGUAUGAUCGAGGUAUUGCGCCUUUUUUCUUCCUUUUACGAAGCCUAGCCAAAAUAAAGAAGUGUGCAUUGCCUAAAUUGAUCAUCCCCCUUCCUCAUUCCUACCUUCCCAAGUACAUCAGAGACUUUGGAGCGCUGGAUUUAUUUUUAGCAGAUGUCUGGGAAGUGUGCGUUGUGGGAUUUUUUCCAUCGUGGGCAGACCUUGAAAACAGCAUAUGAAGUUCUUUUCUUUUUUAAUUUGCUUUGUCUUUUAUGCGUACUUUAAAUUAUAACGUUUUGUCUGGAAGUGUUUUACUACUAGAGUUGUACGUUUUAGGGAAAGUCGACAUCAGGAUUUUCAUUAACAUAUCUUGCAAAAAAAAAACAUGGUAUAGCGCCCCUCACCGUGUCCGAAAGCGGUGGGCGCACGUCAUUCUCUGUUUGGGGAUCCCGUGGGUUAUGCCGGCCGAGUCGGGAAGGUGGAGGGGGAGGUUAUCCCGGUAGCCCCGAAGACGGAGCGGACCUCCUUCGUCUGCGUGGCACAGAGGAGCCCCCCUGGGCGCGGCCUGUGCCCGCUGGAGCUCCCAGCACGAUGGGGUGCGGGCUGAGCAAAUUGGAAGACCGGGAGGACAGCAGCCCGGGGAAGAUUUAUUCUACUUUGAAAAGGCCCCAGGUGGAGACCAAGUGCGACGUUGUGCAUGAGUAUGUGCUACUGGACUUCAGCUUAGAAGGCAGCCGUGCCACUGUGCAGGGUCUGGCAUCCUUGUGCGAGUUACCCAAAGCCCUGGAGCCAUACUACACUGAGGGAUACACACUGGCCGCACUGCACCCCGUCGUCCUGUCUGUGAGACGGUCUGGUGCCCUGCCUUGCAGCCUGCAGUACCGGGCCAUUCUGACUCGCCCUCGGACCAGUAAGGAUAUGGUGCCAAUGUGCCAGAGAGCUCCUGUGCUGAGGGUGGAGGAGUGGCCCCUCCCUGGAGACUCCUUGACCGCUGACGUAAUACAGGCUCUCAUUGACAGGGUGGACAGAUGUGCGCGUGGCGGCUUGAGGUUCGUGGGCUCACUGCUGCAGCAGGCAGGAGGAUGGUCACUGGGCUGCAAUGGGCGGAGCUGCGUAUCCCCUGCCCAGUCACCCAGCGAAGGCCCCGGCCUGGAGGAGUCCAGAAGCACCAGUCCUGAUCUAAAUCUGUUGGUCCUGUUCCAUUCUUGGGAUUCAUGCUGUGUCCCCUUGGACCCUGUGACAUACUGCUACCACCAAGGGGCUUUGUCCAUGCGAGUCUCUCGGAAGGGCCAUGUUAUCAGCUCACUGGAAGCUGAUUGGCUGGAGCUGACUGCCACAUAUUACCAGAGGGGCUGGUCAUUGGUUGACUCCUUUGUGUACUGGGACACACCUAAAGGGGAGCCUGUGCCCAGGUCUCUGGAAGGGCUGUUUUUGUACGAAGAGUGCAGUGCUACAGCCCCACCCAGUGACACCAUCGUGGUGGAGCAGUGGACCGUGAUUGAGGGCUCUGGCGUGAAGUCAGACUAUGGUCCCCUCCUGCACACUCUCGCUGACUUUGGCUGGCUGCUUACCUGCGUUCUGCCAACACCCAUAAUCCGCCAUGACAGUGAGGGAAAUCUGGCCACAAAGCAGGUUUUAUUUCUGCAGAGGCCUGUCACACCAGACCCAGUACAGCAGCAGAGUCAGAGAGGGUCCAACCCCAGGAUGGUUUCCAGCUGCUCCGCAAACCUGGGGUUAGCCUUCCCUCCCCAGAAGCUGCCCUCCUGCACAGGGGAGACGGAGCAGUUCUCUGUCUAUGAGGAGGGCUACUGCAGCUCCCUGUCCCAGCUAGGAGACGGCUGCCUGGAACAGGAUGAUGCCGCGGCCGAGGUCACAUCCUCUGCCUUGGUGAUCCAGAAUAAUGGCCACUGCCUUUGAGGAAUCCACAAGCAACUUAACAGAAGGUUCCAUACAAAUACAAAUAUGUACCCAUGGCAACAGGUAUUCCAGUGUGACAGACACACUGCCUGCAACCACAGAAUGCAGGAUAUUCCUUCAUGUUACUGAGGCUCAUUUUUACCUUGUAUAGAGGCUGUGAGCAUUGAAUAUUGAAUAGCAAUAACAGCACAUUUCAUUCUGUAUAAAUAUCUCCAGUAGACACAGAUCUGUUAGUGCUGAGAAUUAACAUUCAUGUAACGCAGGUUUUCUAUAGCAAAAAAAAGAAAAAAAUAUAUAGUAAUGUAAUAAUAGUCAUGUAUUCACUUAUUCUUUGAGCUGCUAGCUUUGAAUUUACUUUAUGUAAAAUUUGUGUCUAUUCAAGUUUCCAAAAGGCCAUAAAAAUUGCCAUACAAAUACACUACCAUUCAAAAGUUUGAGUCACUUAGAAAUGUCCUUGUUUCCCAUGAAAACAUGCAUGAAAUGAGUUUCAAUAGGAAGUAUAACUAAACAGAUAGGACGUAGCCAUUGACAAAUUUAGAAAUAAUCAUUCUUGAAAUUAAAAUAAUAAUUGUGUUCUUCA